ACUGAUCACUAGUACCAUAUGCUAGUACCUUGGCUCCGUACCUCUGGGUGCCUCGUUCAAGCACAGUUUGUCCCAUACAGAGGUCAGAGCCAGCAACCACCACACGGCAACCAGCUAUCAAAUAUGGCCGAUUAAAACAGUGGAAAGGGGUCGGCCAAAAAAACAUUAGGUUUAAUGUUGAUAUGUAAGAUUUGAGCGAAACAGCAGCAAUGGUGAUGAUGCAAGGCACCCUCUGGAAAUGGACGAAUUACCUCAGCGGUUGGCAACCCCGCUGGUUUGUCUUGGAUUAUGGUGUGUUGGCCUAUUAUCGCUCUCAAGAAGAAGUUCACCUGGGAAGCCGUGGCUCAGUAAAGCUUUCUUGUUGUGAAAUAUGUGUACAUCCAACAGACCCUGUGAGGCUAGACUUGAAGAUUCCUCCAGAAAACCAUAUGUAUCUCAGAGCUGCAACUUCUGCAGAGAGACAGCAAUGGCUUGUUGCAUUGGGAACUGCCAAAGCAUGCAGAGUUGAUACUAGUUACCAAGAACAAAGGCAACAAAUGAAUUCUGUGGAAUUCUUAAAGGAAAAGAUGGCAGAACUAAACACAUGUAGAAAUAUCAUUGUUCAUCAAGUUCAUCAGUUAAAGAGCCUGUGUCCAAGUGAUCAGCAACUUCCAUCACAGGAGAUGAAUGAAGCAGCAACAAUGCUCUCUGCCACUUGUGAUUCAUUUCUGUCCAAUCUAAGUGACAUGAUGGAGGUUGUAGAAGAUUCACUUAGUACCACCUCAGGAUCACCAGUUUCUACGCCGAUACGGAUUAAAGCUCCUCCCAUCUUUAAGAAACAUUCGUACCACACUGAAAUUGGCGCCCCAAGUCCUUCAUCUCCGUCAACUAUUUCUGAUUCUUUCACUGACUCGGACCGAGAGCUCCUUUCUCCUCGUAAUGGCUCCCACCACCACCAAAAAUCUCCAACGGCAUUGCAGCCACCAACGACAUUAGCUCUUAAACCCGUUUCACCGAAUUUACCAGCGAAACAAAAUCCGGCAGCGACUUUUGACGAAGGGCAUAAUGGUACUGCGAAGUACCCUAAAGGAGAGACGCGGGAACGAGGUCCGGUUGCGUCUAGUGUGACGUCGCCGAGCUCUGCAACAGCAACAACAACAUCCAGCAGCACCAACGACAACAAUAAGUUGUACAAGUUGUCACAGAACUCCUUAGAGUCGCAUUCGCCUGAAGAAGUGCAAAAGCCGGAACCAAAAUCGUUCUUUAGUGCAACUCCUGUAAGAUUUGAAGAUGUUGCAGUUGUGGUGGAUGGUCGAAUUCCAACUAAGACGUUCCUUGAUGCAUGCUCUGCAAUAGUGCCCGUUUUUGACAUACUUGGAUCGACGGCCUUUGCACCAGUCAAGAUUGACAUUCAGGGAAACAUCAAGAAAAUACGAACGAAAUUUGAAACAGACGAAAAGGCGUUCACCUAUCUGCAGAAUAUGGUGUUUCAGGAGCUGAAAAGUAACACUUGCACCGCGAGAAACUCGACAACUGAUGCUUUGCUUUGGCUGAAAAGAGCACUUGAAUUCAUUCACGUAUUUUUGGCUGAAAUUUGUCGCGGGGAACAAGAUCUUUCAGUGGCUGCUACUAACGCGUAUGGCAGGUCGUUGAGAAAAUAUCAUGGAUGGGUGGUUCGUGGGGUCUUUUCGCUUGCAGUUAAGGCUGUGCCUUACAGGAAAGACUUUAUGGAGGCUUUACGUAAAUCAGGCGUCAACAGCGAUGGGUCACCUACUCCAGAACAAGAAAUUGUCGAUGAAAUGAGAUCAUGUGCGUCAGCUUUGGGAAAAUUAGUUAACAUACUGUGCCAGUUUUAUAAGAGACAUAAAUUAGACAGUGAGUCAGUUGUGUAGCAGACUAUUUAUGGGUUAAAGAAUCAUUUAUUUUUAAUGCUUAGAAUUAUUAUCUAAUGUAAAUAAAUUAUCUGCCAUCAUAGGAUGGCUUGUAAUUCUAGAGAAGCAGUUUUAAGUCCCUUUACAUACAGACCGUAUUGUCACAUAUGAACAGGCAUACAUUCUGACUGUUUGGCUUGGGGUUAAGGAUAAAACGAUUGAAAACGAAAACCUCUGAAAAGAUGACCUUUGAAAACAGUUUUUAGAGUAAGAGAUAUAAGGAGAUUAACACAAACCCAUGGUAAUACACCAGCGUAUACGGGGCACAAGCCUGCUAGUGUAGAUUUUUUUUAAUGAUAGAACUUGAAUUUUGAUUAUUCUGUGGUUGAGCUGGUUUCAGUUCCCUCUCAUUUAUUUCUAAAUGCUUAUUGCCAGUGACCUAUUUUCAAAUUUUCGAUGCUUCUUUAUGUACUCAGCAGAAUCAAAUGUUCUCUAGGAAUAUUAGUCCAAAAGUUUUAUUUUCGUAAGAAAGGUUUUUCUAUUGUAUUUUUCUGGUCGAUUGAAGAAUGACAGCAUUUUCGUUUUAGGCGAAUUCUUCAAAAUAUAAAAUCAUGCCAAAUAAUCCUUGACAAGCAGACGAAUGUCUAUGGCUUUGAAAAAAGCAAACAUUUAGUAAACUAAAGCUUUUCGUCUGACACUCUUCAGAGUUUAAAUGUCAGAACAUAGAUCGAAGACGAAUGUCUGUUAUUAAAGAGUUGACCAUGCACCAACUAUGAGGGUACCAAGUUUGUUUAUGAGGGAAUCCAAUUUGUUUUUCGGGGAAGCGGAAAUCGUCAUUUUUUGUGUCGGGAAUUGGGUAUCGUCAAACAUUUUGUGAGCGGGAUUCGGGAGUUGAUAACACCGGGAUUCGGGAAUUGAUGGUCGGGAAUCGGGAAUCGGGCUUAAAACGUAGAGAGAAUCGGGAAUGAGGAGACCUGUUGGGUGUUCUCAACUAUGAAUGUUUAGGGGACUGGGAACAAGGACAAUACCUCCUUUAACCGCCAACUAAAUUUCAAAAUGGCGCCGCAUUAGGAUAGCGAUUGUUUGCGCAAUACUUGUCUCUAUACUCCGUCUUUAGCAUCUCUAUAAUCUUGUCUCUAACAGCCGGUAUCAUUUCUGAAGUAUCAAUGCAGUAAAUUUCGACACAAAGAAAAAUCUACCUUUUCUUCAAAGACAGUUGCUUAUCUUUUCUACCAAUUGCUUGCUGUUCAAACGUGCAAUUGGGAAUGACAGAGUCAACGUUUCUCAAAAUUUGAUUAUACCUGGCAAUAGAGGAUCUCGUACCAAUAGGUGGUCCAUGGCACUUUGUCCUUUGAAUUGAAAAGUGAAUUAUUAGUCAGUCAACACUAUGUUCUUAAAUGGACAGACUUGAUCAAAAAAAGCAGCCAUUAGGUUUAUAAACUCUUAGCUUGUUCUUUGUGGGAUUUUCCUGUCGUUAGUGGACUGGAAAGUGAAAAUUAGUAUGUAAUAUUUUCGACCUUGUAAAAAUAAAGUAUUAGUGAAAUUUCUAAUUUGCCUUCAUUAUUGUUGCAGUAUAUCAUAUGUUUUCUGCCAAAAAUAUAUUUUGUUGCUAUAAUUUUCAUUUAUUGUAUGCCAAAUAAUAGUAUAUAUUGUGUUUUAGCCAGAUUUGUUUGCUCUUAGAAUGUCCUUUUAUUUAAAUGUAUUUUUGUUGCAUAUAGUCUUUUUCAUCAGCUGAGAAAAAUCUUGUCAUCCUUUUUACGAAAACUUUUGGGCACCACUUUGUCGCUAUUUCAAGGCAUUAUUCAUUUCAAAGCAAGGAAAUUCUACCUGAUAUUUAUUUUCACACUUAGUAAUACAUAAGGCCUAUUUGUAAAAAAGGAUUUUUGAAGCAGAUUUCUUCUUCUUGUCUAUGGCCUGCCAACAUUUUCUGACUAUAAUUUGCAUCGGCGUCCAUAAGCCGGGUCAGGAAUCAAAUUGAAUCUUUCACUGUAAGAAUUGGCGUAAAUUCUGUGUCGGAUUGGAAAUUCCCUACUAAUUUGGGGUUUUAGAGAAACUAGGUCUGCAUCUGGU
Molecule: messenger RNA, 3920 nt
Organism: Rhopilema esculentum
Lineage: Eukaryota; Metazoa; Cnidaria; Scyphozoa; Rhizostomeae; Rhizostomatidae
Product: pleckstrin homology domain-containing family A member 8
Biological process (GO): intermembrane lipid transfer; ceramide transport
Cellular component (GO): membrane; cytoplasm; cytosol
Molecular function (GO): ceramide 1-phosphate binding; ceramide 1-phosphate transfer activity
Source: RefSeq, a predicted model, not a curated record